ACGUCUCUCUCUCUCUCUCUCUCCCCUCACAAGAGUCACGCACGCAGCCAAGCCCCCCAAAUCUCUCCCGACUUCACUCGCGAAACAAAUCCCCAAAUCCCGAUUUCUUCUCUCCAUCUCCAAGUUGCUUCGAUCUCACACUCCAGGAGGCAGCCAUGGCGACGGUGACGACGGGGGUGCUGCUCAAGCUCCUGCAGGCGAUGCACACCGACGAGCGCGUCGCCGGCGAGCACCGCUCCCCGGUGCUCCAGGUCACCGCCGUCGUCCCCGCCCUUACCGCCUCCACCUCCGACUCCCUCCUCGUCCCCUCCAACGGCUUCCUCCUCAACCUCUCCGACGGCCUCCACUCCACCUACGUCCAGCUGCCCCCCGCCGACGCCGACGGCCUCCUCCUCUCCGCGCGCCCCCACCUCGUCGGACACCUCGUCCACCUCGACCGCCUCCGCUUCGCCAGGCCCGUCCCCCGCGCUGUCGGACUCCGCCUAGUGCCCUCCUCUCGCGUCGUACCCUGUGUCGGCAACCCCGAGCCCCUCGUCGCCCGCCCCGCCGCAUGCGCCCGGGGCUACGUCAUCCAGCCCGCCGCGUCUCCCUCCGACGCUGCGCCGCCGCUCAUGCCAUCCGGUUCAAACAUCCAUGAUAAUGAUUCCGUCAAAAGGACGGUCCUUGGGCCCAAGAACGCCGUCUCCGAGGCCGCACCGCCGCCGACCGGCUCGGCCGUCAAGCGGCGGUUCUCGUCCCCGGUGCCAUCCAAGCAUCGAGAUCCGUCGCCUUCCGUGAAAGGCGGCUCACGGGCGUCGUCUCCCUCGGUGAAGGGCGCCUCCCGAGCGUCCUCACCGGCGGUGAGGGGCACACCCAGGACGACGUCGCCGGCUCCAUCCAAGUGCGUAGUGCCGAGCCUUGUUGCGGCCAAGGAGGAGGACCGCAGGAAGGCCAGGGAGCCGGCCAUAGUUGUCCCAUCAAGGUAUCGACAACCUUCACCUGCUGGAGGGAGAAGGGGUGCGGCGUCUCCGGCGGUCGGUGGGAAGCGGGCAUCCCUGUCCCCUAGUUCGCGGCGGCUGUCCGGGGAAGGGAGUAUCAAGAAGAAGGUCGGGGUAUUGGUUGCUGGGAUCUCCAAGAUGACAGAUUUGGGGAACGGGUCGGCCAUGAAGCCAGGAAGGAAGAACUGGGACGAUCCGACAAUGGCCCUUGCGGCAGCGGCUGCCGGUUCCGUUAUGAAAUCCAGGACCAAGGUAGACAAGGAUACUAUUCUGAGGACUCAGGAAGCAAUGUCAAGGCGACUAAGUGACGCUACAACAGAACAAUCCAGUAAUGAUGAUUCCUCUGUUGAUGAGAGGCCGAAGCCUCGUAAGAAGAUAGACUCUACCUCAGUAAAGACGAAAGCCAUAGCUCCAAAAAUUGCACUUCAUGAUCCUAAAUGGACUGAUGGCAGCAUUCCAUUGGAUGCACUCCCUGAUAAACUCUCAAAGAUCGGAAAGGAAGCUAUCGAACGGAGAGAUGCAGCAGCAACUGCAGCAGCUAACGCUCUGCAGGAGGCAUUGAUCACUGAAUCAAUUAUCAGGAAUCUAAGCAAGUUCUCUGACAUUUCCUCAUCGUCAAAGACCUCCAAUCCACUCCCAACAAUCGAUCUUUUCCUUGCUGUCUAUGAAGAUACUCUCAAAUGGAAGACUAUUGCUGAGUCUGUAGUGACCAAUCUAGCAGAUGAGGCAUUCUUGGAGAAAUCAACCAAUCAUUGGGUUGAUGCUGCAUUAGCCACUGAUCUCGAAGUCCUUAAGCUACUGAAUGGUGCCACUGAAUCCAUCUCUCGAACGAAGAGCACCAAUAGGCCAAAGGCGCCUUCUGUGGAACCACCACGAACAAGCCUGUCCAAGAAGCAAUCACAUGGAGCUUGUGCAAAGGUCCAGUCUAAGACCUCACCAAGCUACACAUGGAGUAACACUGAGGGCAUGAAUGAGACAGUUGAUCUUGCUAAGACCUUGUGGCGUGAGAUGCAUAUGUGGUUCCUGAAUUUUGUGGACGAGUCAUUGGAUGUGGGCUUCCACUUUUUUGAAGAUCAGAAUGUUGCAAGUAGGGGAAAGCACAGCAGCCACAUCACGAUGGUUCUGUCACAGUUCAAGAAAAUCAGCGACUGGUUGGAUCGAGUCGUGAAGACUGCAGAAGAGGAGAGAACCAAGGAGAAGAUUGGGUGCUUGAAGCGCAAGAUUUAUGGCUUUGUCAUUAAUCACAUGGGGUCUGCGUUCGAGAGCUCAGUUUCAGUUUUAUCAAGGAGUUGAGCGAUGCUUCAUGCUCUAAACCAGGCUUCUAUUAUCAUUUUUUUUUAUCGAGAUUAAGGUUACCCAAUUCAAUAGUCAAGAGGUGUGUACUACAAUUGUAGUACUGGUGUAGUUUGUUUUUUCUUUCUAAUUUAUGACUUUAGUUUCGCGCUGUGAAUAGGCCUUGUUUUGCGCUUAUGUUCUUAGAAUGCAUUGCGUGUUUAUCAGUUAUGAAGAUAAUCUGGCGUGUUUAUCAGUUAUGAAGAUAAUCUAGCCAUUAUUGUUU
Molecule: messenger RNA, 2535 nt
Organism: Phragmites australis (common reed)
Lineage: Eukaryota; Viridiplantae; Streptophyta; Magnoliopsida; Poales; Poaceae
Exons: 4
Coding region: 156-2270 (704 amino acids)
Source: RefSeq, a predicted model, not a curated record